This is a messenger RNA of Callorhinus ursinus (northern fur seal), 3472 nucleotides long. It is a transcript of the gene MMP12, whose product is annotated as matrix metallopeptidase 12. The record is from RefSeq and is a predicted model, not a curated record. Gene Ontology annotation, cellular component: extracellular matrix. Gene Ontology annotation, biological process: extracellular matrix organization; proteolysis; collagen catabolic process. Gene Ontology annotation, molecular function: metalloendopeptidase activity; zinc ion binding. Lineage: Eukaryota; Metazoa; Chordata; Mammalia; Carnivora; Otariidae.
AUUGCCUCGGAUUCACUUCUCCGCACGUCCUACCUUCCGGCAGGGUUGAAAACCAGUGACCUGGAUGAGAGGUUUACAACGUGCUUUGAUUCCCUGCUCCACCAAGGGAGCAAGAGCUCACUAAAUGACUUUGGGAAGGGAGAAGCUGGACUGAAGGAGAACCCACGCAGUUGGCCACAGGCUCUCAAGGAAGAGUGCGCAGAAGCAUGGAAGCAGAGUCGCUCAGCAAAGUAUGCCUGACUUUGGAUAUUGACUUCCCUGCGAACCCGCCGGUGACUCAGGACGGCUUCCGGUGCUCAGGUGCUGAGCAGAGUCAUGUGUCUUUGGGACAUCACUAUGCAGAUGCAAUUGCAACCACAUUCUUGAAAAAAUGCAAAACAAAUCAGAAUCCUACCCAGCAAAAAAACAAAAACAAACCACUUUUGAUACAGGUGACAACAUGGGUACAUCUUAAAAACAUAGCAAGUGAAAGGAGGCAGUCACAAAAGUUUACAUGCUGCAUGAAUCGUUUCUAUGCCUUUCUAGAAAAGACGAAAAAGCACAUGACAAAAAUCAGAUCACUGCUUCCCAGGAACUGAGAGUGGGAGAAAGAGGUUAAUGCAGAAGUUCAAAGGAAUUUUUUGAGGCAGGUCUCUCGAACUUCUUCAUCUUGCAUGACUGAAACCCACCACUGAACAGCAACUGUAUUUCCCCCUGGAAACCACCCUGAGAGAAGCUGGGAGCUGGGAAUUUUCUCCUUACCCACGGUCCUGAUCCAGGGGGAGCUGCUAAUGAUUGAUUCCAGCCAGACUCUAUUUUUCAGGACAGUGAGGAAGUCAUCAUGCAGAGAUUGCCAUUUCUAAAUAAAAACUCGGCCCUGGAAUGGAAGGAGUUUUGUCUGUUGUGUUUACUGUCCGGAAUGGAGCUGUGACAUCGCAGGUUCUCCAUGUUGAAGGAACGUGAACUGGCUCAGUUUUCACAGGGAAAUAGUGGCCUCUGGUAGCCACAAACCAGAUUUUGGUGUUAGAUCUACUUUCCUUCAAACAUGUUGCUCAUUAACUGAAUUCUGCUUAGAAAGGAUUAGCCUGCAGAAGGAGCCCACUUCAGGAUGCACGUGUGGAGGAAAACCACGGUGGCCUGGUUGUGACUGGCAGCUGCACAGCUGUGUGGCAUGUCCCAGAGUUCUGGGAACACUGUGGCUGGUUCUCAGAGACCCGUCUAGACGGCAGCGAGGAGCUCAGUCAUGUGUUCGAGGAACCCGGAGACACUCUGGUCUGCAUUCAAAACAGUUUUUUGGCCAUUUUAAAAUGGAAAAACAUUCUUAGCCUAGGCUGUACGGGAGCAGCACACAGACUCACUCACAGCCUGCCGGCCCCCAGCCUCCUAGAGCAUUGAAGGAUCCUGCGAUUCUUCCAUCGAUCAUCUGUGGUCUAUACUAUUGUUAUUAUGUUGUUUGGUCCAGGUCUCAUGUCCUUAACCAGGUCGUACAUAUGUGAGGGUCACUGCUUCAGGGAUGGUUCUUCUGACCAACUCUUCAAGCUCCAAAGAAAAUGAUGUGCUAUUUGGUCAAGUCACUGCUUCUGGAACUGUUCCAUUGGUGAACUCUACCGACUCUGAAAAUAAUGUGACAUAUGCCCAAAGGUACCUGGAAAACUUUUACGGUUUCGUGAUGGACAGAAUUCCAACGACAAAAAUGAAAGUCAAUAGGGACUUCAUGGAGGAUAAAAUUCAGGAAAUGCAGCAGUUCUUGGGGCUGAAAGUGACUGGGAAACUGGACUCAUCUACUCUGGACAUGAUGCACAUGCCCCGAUGUGGAGUACCUGAUGUUCAUCACUUCAGGACGAUGCCAGGGAGACCAGUAUGGAAGAAACGUUUAAUUACCUACAGAAUCAAAAAUUACACUCCUGACAUGCGCCCUGCAGAUGUUGACUAUGCCAUCCAGAAGGCUUUUCAAGUAUGGAGUGAUGUGACCCCCUUAAAAUUCAGAAAGAUUAAUUCAGGAGAGGCUGACAUUAUGAUACUUUUUGCAUCUGGAGCUCAUGGAGACUACACCCCUUUCGAUGGUAGAGGUGGAGUCAUAGCCCAUGCUUUCGGACCUGGAACCGGGAUUGGGGGAGACACACAUUUUGAUGAGGCUGAAAUCUGGACUAAAAACUACAAAGGCACAAACUUAUUCCUCGUUGCUGUUCAUGAGCUUGGCCAUUCCUUGGGUCUGAGCCAUUCCAGUGAUCCAAAAGCCAUCAUGUUCCCUACCUAUAGUUACGUUAACCCGAACACCUUUCGCCUCUCUGCUGAUGAUGUACGUGGCAUUCAGUCUCUCUACGGUCUUCCAGAAAGGCGCCAACCCUCAUCAAAUCCUGACAGUAGAGAAUCAGCCACCUGUGACCCCAACUUGAGUUUUGAUGCUGUCACUACAGUGGGAAAUAAAAUCGUUUUCUUUAAAGACAGAUUCUUCUGGUGGAGGUAUCCUGAGAGUCCAAUGAGCAAUGCUAGUUUAAUUUCUUCUUUGUGGGCGACCUUACCAUCUGGCAUUCAAGCUGCUUAUGAAGUUGGAGCCAGAAAUCAAGUUUUUCUUUUUAAAGAUGAUAAGUACUGGUUAAUUAGCGAUUGGAGACCACAACCACGCUACCCCAAGAACAUACGUUCUUUGGGCUUUCCUGACUUUGUGAAAAAAAUUGAUGCAGCUGUUUUUAACCCACUUCUUCAUAAGACCUACUUCUUUGUAGAUAAUCAAUAUUGGAGGUAUGAUGAGAGGAGACGAUUCAUGGACUCAGGUUAUCCCAAAUUGAUUACCAAACACUUUCCAGGAAUUAGACCUACAAUUGAUGCAGUCUACUAUUAUAACAGACACUACUAUUUCUUCCAAAGAUCUGACAUAUUUGAAUAUGAUGUCGUAUCCCAACGUGUCACCAAAAUGCUGAAACAAAAUAUCAAGUUAGUUUGUUAGGAAUGGUAUAAUUAGUGAUGUUGGUCAAUUCACUUCAGUUAAAUAAGUAUUUAUUCCAUACUUGCGUGACGUGUGUCUUAAAAUAAAGUAAAAUCUAUAGGCCAUAGAUAAAUUAUCAUAUAGACAGGUGACUAUACAAACUACAUAAGAUUUUUUUAUUUUGAAAACCCUCCUUGUCAAUUUUUACUUGAUUCAACUAUUAAGCUUGAAAACAGACACUUUUUCAAGGGGCAACAGAAUAUCUUGCUCCUUGAACAUCCCAGAAGUGAGAAAUUAUCAUUAUUUCUUUGCUUAACUAACAUUAAGCAAUGCUUAGUUCCUGUGGCCAUUAAAUGCCUCAGCAAGUAUAUCAUUUUAAUUCUUUUGGAGUAAAAACAGAAUAUACCAGAAAAUGACAUUUACUAUAAGUAAUAUAUAAGUAAAUUAUAUAAUUAUGGUGAUAAUGUUAUUUUAUUCUCUUGUCAGUGUUGAUUUUUCUAAAUCUUAAAGUAUAUACAUAUAUAUAUAUAUAUUUUCCUUUUGCUCAAAUAAAAGCUCUGAAAGAAA